This is a messenger RNA of Lolium rigidum, 773 nucleotides long. RefSeq names its product tricin synthase 2-like. Gene Ontology annotation, molecular function: O-methyltransferase activity; S-adenosylmethionine-dependent methyltransferase activity. The transcript has 4 exons. The record is from RefSeq and is a predicted model, not a curated record. Lineage: Eukaryota; Viridiplantae; Streptophyta; Magnoliopsida; Poales; Poaceae. The coding region runs from base 1 to 546 and encodes 181 amino acids.
AUGCACUUGGAGUCUUCCGAUCAGAAUGGCAACGAGUUCUCUCCAUUCUUUGUUGCUGGCGUGUUCACCUGGUACUCACUGCUAGCCACCGCCCUCGCCCUCCCCGACGACGGCAAGGUUGUGGCCAUCGAUGUCAGCCGCGAGAGCUACGACAAGAUAGGGUCGCCGGUGGUCGAGAAGGCCGGCAUGGCGCACAAGAUCGACUUCCGUGUGGGGUUUGCCCUGCCGGUGCUGGAUCAGCUGGUGGCGGAGGAUGGCACCAGUGGCAAGUUCGACUUCGCGUUCGUCGACGCGGACAAGGCGAACUUCCACCACUACCACGAGCGGCUGCUGCGUCUGGUCAGGGUUGGGGGCCUCAUCGCCUACGACAACACGCUGUGGGGCGGCUCUGUGGCUGCGCCCGAUGACGAGACGCUGUCGGAGCGGGACCGCGAGCUGGCGCAGAUCGCCAGGGAGUUUAACGCGGUGCUCGCCGGCGACCGCCGCAUCCAGGUGUGCCAGCUCGCCAUCUCCGACGGGAUCAUGUUGUGCCGCCGCGUCGCCUGAUCGAUCGGCUGACCGGCUGCCUCGGCUGGCGUCAAUGCUGGUGCUUGGAGUCUGAAUAAGCAACAAUGUGGGUUGCAAUGUCAAGCAGAACGAUGUAUGAUAGGAUUGCCAAGGUGGUGUGAUGUUGGAACUUGUCGGGCUGUGUGUAUCCUCUGUAGAGAAUGAGUGUAAACUCUUUAGGAUUAUACUAGUAUUGCCCUGCGACAAUUUGAAUUAAUAAACCUUUA